Molecule: messenger RNA, 3043 nt
Organism: Dimorphilus gyrociliatus
Lineage: Eukaryota; Metazoa; Annelida; Polychaeta; Dinophilidae
Source: the annotation of a GenBank genome assembly
UAUGAAAAUGCAAUUCCAUAAGGAUUUCAUUUUUUUUCCAGCUUUCAUUAUGGAGUAUACACCUGCGAAGCAUGUAAGAUACAAGAAAUGCAUUGAAGUUGGCAUGUCAAAAACUGCUAUCAAAAUAGGCAGAUAUUCAAGAGAAAGAUUGAAGAAAAAUAAGGAACAGUUAGCUAUUCUUCACCAAAAGAGAUCUAGCAUACCUUAUUUAUUAAAUCAUAGCGAUGCUCAAGAUAUCAUUUUAAUUUGCAACAACUCAUUUUCCGAUUUUAUGACAUCAGAUUGGAGAGAUAGUGUAGAGGGAUUAGAUGAUUUAUUCUCUAUAUCAAAGAAAGUUAUUAAAGAAGGUAUGUUCAAUCAGAAUCAGUAUAUGGAUAUCUACGGUGCAACAGGCGUAGAACUCGACAAUAGAAAAGUCUUUUUCCAAUUUACCGAAGCUUAUACAUUAGUAGCAAUUAAGUUUUAUUUAAAAUCGUUACUUAAAUUACCAGGAAUGAGUGAAUUAUCAAAGGAUGAUUUCUUUAGGAUUGUUUUACAGAAUCAAGAUGAUUUCCAGCUUCUUGAUUCAAUCAAAAACAAAAUGAAUUGGGAAAACAAUGGAGUUGUAAUUAAUUUAAAAGAUCAAAGUUUAAAUAUAGAUAAAGAGAAUAUUAGCAAAUUAACAGACGAAUCUGUUGUACAACUCCAUCAAGAUAGCGUUCAAAGCCUGGCUAACAUUAACCUGACAAUGGAGGAAGCUAUAAUCAUAACUGCACUUGAUUUGUUUUAUCCAACUAAAAAACAUCCUCACUUCAAGACAACUCAUGAUCGUCUAACUGUAGCUUUAUCAAGAUAUUUAGAAUGUCGUUACGGAAACAAUUCUCACCAAAGACUUGGACAGCUAAUGAACUUUAUUAGUAAUUUUAAAGAAAAUUCACUGAAUAAAAGAAACAUUCAUUACGGAGCGUAUACGUGCGAAGCAUGUAAGGUCUUCUUCAGUAGAAGUUCCAAAAGGAACUUGCAGUACAAGUGUAAAACAGGACAACAUUUAUGCUCCCCAUCGAGGAAUUGUACUUUCGCCUGUUCCUUAUGCCGUUACAAAAAAUGCUUGAGUCUUGGAAUGUCGAGAGAUUCCAUGCAAUUAGGACCAUAUAGCCGUCACAAACGAAUUCAAAAUAGUAAAGUAAUAGCUGAACUUUGGAGAAAAAGCAAAUUGAACGUUCCUCAUCCCCUAAUGCAUUCAGAUGUUGAUGAUAUCCUAACAUUAGCCACUACCGGAUUUUCCGAGAUAAGGAGCGUUGUAUGGUCACAAGAGAUAUCAAAUUUUGAUCAAGUAUUUCUCGACGCCUUGAAAACGCAAGAAUUUGCAUUAAUUCCAAAGGAUUACUUUAUGGACUUUUUAGAAGAAACUGGUUUAGAAUUAGACGAUCGUAAAGUACUAUCACAUUUUUCACAACAACUAUUAGGCUACUGGUAUAGAAGAAUCUUAGCAUUUGCAAGAAAAUUACCAGGAAUGUCAGAAUUGAGUACGAAAGAUUUUCUUCUACAUAUGGUUAAAUCUACUGACCUGCUAUACAUAUUAAUGUUGGCGACCACCGCCAUCUAUUGGAAUACCGAUUGCCUCGUUAUCAAUUUGAAUGACAAAGUAUUCACUUUGGGAAAGUCUAAAAUGGUUUAUCUUAGCGACGAAAAAAAUGUUGAGCUUCACGAAAGUAUACACAAACGACUGGAUAAUUUAAAACUUACAAUGGAAGAGAGUUUAUUUAUCUAUGCAUUGAAUCUUGUAUCUGAUAGUAAACAGCCGCAACUUAAACAGGCACAUUCACGAAUGACAUCAAGUUUUAUAAGAUAUUUACAAAGUACAAACGGAGGAGAUUAUCAAAAGAGACUUUUGGAUAUUGUUAAUUCCCUAGCAAUUUUGAAAGAAAAAUUCUAUUCUGAUAAAAAAUGGUUUCAUUAUGGAGUUUACACCUGCGAAGCCUGUAAAGUUUUCUACGGACGAUCUCUUAAAAGAAGUACUCCAUAUCAAUGCAAAAGGGGGAGAAAUCUAUGCUCACCUGCAGAUAAUUUUUUAUUCAAGUGUUCAGCUUGCCGUUUUAAUAAAUGCGUUAAAGAGGGAAUGUCAACAAAAGGAAUAAAAAUAGGACCGUAUACCAAGAAGCGAAGAGAAGAAAAUUUAAAAUUCGCAGAAAAGCUACAAAGUCGAAAAUCUACUGUAUAUUCCAUGCUAAGUCAUUCAGAUGCUGAUGAUAUAUUCAUACAAACCACUAAUGCUACAACUAUUUUUACAAAUAUCGUAUGGUCAGAUGAAAUUCAUAAUUUUGAUUUACAAUUUCAAAACGCACAAACAUCCCUAGAGAAUAUUUAUAUACCAUUUAACGAAUAUUCAGAUAUAUUAGAGGUAACUGGUUUAGAAUUGGAUGAUCGUAAAGGAUUCUUACAUUUUUUAGAAACUUUAUUCAAUAUUUGGUAUCGUUAUUCAUUAAUCUUUUCAAGAAGUUUACCAGGAAUGACAGAUUUAAAGCUUAAAGAUCUUAUCAGUAUCUCUUUUAAGAAUGCAGAUAUGUUAUAUAUUUUAGAUGUUAUGUAUCCUUUAUUCUAUUUGGACAAGGAAAAUAUUUACUUUGGUUUUAAUGAUAGAAUACUAAAAAUUGAAUGUGAACGAAUGAAACAUGUACUAGAUAACCAAACUGUCCAAGUUUUAACAACUUUAUAUUAUGAUAUCAAGGAGAUAAACCUCUCCAAAGAGGAAGCUGUCUUCUUAUAUUCUCUACACCUUGUGUCCGGAGGAGAAAAGCCUCAUUUUGCUGAACUAUAUAAUAGAAUAUUGGUCAGUUUUAUUCGAUACUUGAAAGGAAUAUAUACGGAUAAGUACGAAACGAGAUUAUUACGAUUAACAAACUUUAUCGCAAAGAUAAGAGUAGAUCUUUUAGAAGAUAAACGAUGGUCUAUUCAACAUCAGAAAUAUCUACAGUACUUUUUCAAAGAUCCUCUAUGUCAGUUAUUUUUUUACACUGCAGAACCUGAAGAUUGUAUAGACAAACUGUCCCACCUCGAAAUUUAA